UAAGAUUUCAGACCGGACUGGACUCGAAUCCAGACCUAAUGGAGCCGGAUCCAUCCCAAGCCACGAGCAAAUUUCGGGCAGCAGGCAACACUCCUGCUAGGAACACUUCUAACCUCCUGUGGCAGACUUAAACGACAACGUUGGUAUAUUACCUUCUUACUGAAGCAAAGCUGUACUACUCUACUCUAUUACGAAGAAACGAAUCAAGUCAACUCCCCACUACGAAACGAAUCAAAUCAACUCCCUUCCUCUUCUAUUCUAUGCUGAUUUCUUCACCCUUUUCUGCUCCUGUCAAAAUCCACCACUCUAUGUAAUAAUUAAUGUAUUACGAUUGCAUCAGGAGUUCGCACCUUAAUUACAUAGAAAUUUGAUACUCCAAACGAUCAUGGACAAGAAGGGAUACAGAAUGAGUGACUGGGAAACUCACACACAGAUGGACAAGUAAAGAAAGAGGAUUCAUACGAUAACCCAUUGGAUGAUUAAGGGCAUUGUGAUCUUUUUGCUAUAAAGGAGUGGAAAUGGUCCCUUCUCCAGUUUGCUCAAACUAAUCAAGGAAAAAUCCACUGAGGCACUAACUUUUGAGGCACUUUCAAUUCGGAGAUUAUAAUUGGUGGCGAGAGAUCUAACCAUUUAUUUUUGCCAAAAAUCAGAAAGCAUAUUGUGUGAUCUAGUCCUUCACAUUCUGAACUUUACUCACAGUAACAUCCAAAUGGGGUUUGGAGAUUCUGACCAUGAGCAUCCGUUAAGACGUCAGUGGACACCAAAAGAGGGAGUUGUUUGUUUUAGGUGUGACCUUCCUCCUUUUGAGUGUGAGCCACCUAUGUCUGAUCGCGGUUACGGUUGCACCCGUUGCAACUACUUUACUCACAAGUUGUGUGCCGAAUUGCCCGCGAACAUGAUGCACCCAAUUCAUGGUGAACAUCUUCUCACCCUUUUGCCAUCACCACCAUCCAAUUGCAGCAGCACCAUUUGCAAUGAUUGUGGUGACAGUUGUCAUGGCUAUAUCUACCAUUGUGCAACCUGCCAAUUUAACCUCCAUCUUAAAUGCUUUCUCACUCUGAAACAUGAAAAUCACCAGCACCCUCUCCGCCUCUGCAACUUGGAACCUAUAUUUGCAUCUGGAUCCAAUUGCAUUGCAUGUGGGUAUCCUGCUGAUGGCUUCACCUUUGGUUGUGAUAACUGUCAGUUUUUCAUCCACCAUGAGUGUGCUUUUAUACCACCCAGUGUCAAGCACCAUCAUCGCCAUGUGCUCACCUUAACUUAUACUUUUCCAGAGGAAUCUGACCAAGUGUACUGUGAUGUAUGCGAAGAGGAAGCAGGACCACCCCUGCAGCACUUGGAGUACUGGCAUGCGGGGCGAGAGAAAAAGAAGCAUGAUUCAGAAAGCAACAAAUCAUUAUAUUACUACUAUUGUAAAGGUUGUGACUACAUUGCUCAUGUGUUUUGUGUGACACAAGUCACAAGGGUCACGAGGCUGAAGCAGGAGGGAGAGAAAGAGGAAUGGCUUGAACACUUCAGUCACCUGCACCCCUUGAGCUUUUCUCGCAAGGUAAAGGACUUCCAGAGUAACUGUUCCGGAUGUGGUCGGAUCAUCUGGGAUCUCAAUUACUAUUGCAACCAAUGCAACUUUGUCCUUCAUAAAUCAUGCGCCGAAUUUCCUCGUUUAAUUAAACACCAACUUCACGAACACUCCCUAACUCUUUGUGACACUGCGCCUUGUGAUGAUGGCAGGCCUGUUAUGUGUAAUUCCUGUGACGAAAGGAUCGAUGGAUUUAAUUUCCAUUGUGCAGAUUGCAAAUUCACCCUCCACUUGGUCUGUGCUCGCACUUUUUUGCAUCCCAGUCAUGAACACAAUCUUGUCUUUGACUCAGAACCACGAUAUUCUACAGGCAUGUUCCGUUGUGAUGCCUGUGGUGAGCUUGGGCAAGGUUUUGGCAUGCACUGCACUCACAAUUGUAACUUUGACCUACACAUGGAGUGUUUUGCUUUGCCAGGCAGCAUUAAACAUGAAUGCCACCCACACCCUCUCUCCCUUGCCUCCUCUCCCACAGUUGUCUCAGAUAAAUCUCACUGUGACAUUUGUGACAAGGAAGUUGACCCAGAAUUAUGGAUCUUCCAUUGUGAAGAAUGUGACUAUAUUUCUCACCUGAUUUGUGUGGCUAGUGAUUUGCUCAGAUCCUGGAAAGCAUCCAACGCCCAACCUAAUUUCCACACUAUUCUUUCGUGUGAAGAAGCAUCAAUCAAAGCACCGGAGAUGCCACCACUCUGUUACUAUCUGUCCGGUAACAAGAAUACGUCACUCCACUCUCGCAAUCCGUUAUUUAUUAGUCCUGAUGCAUUGAAGCUUCUGGCAAAUGAAAAUGAUGAUGAACCAGCAAACCCAAAUAUGACAGAUUUUGCAAUCACGCAAACCAAUGAUGAUGAAAAUAAUACCGUGACUGUCCAUUGGAUUUCAAGCAGUUUCCAACAUUCUGGCCAUAACCAUCCUUUAACUCCCUUGGAUGAGCCCUUGGAUGAAAUUUAUUGCCUCAUAUGUAAGCUAGUAAUCUUUCCUCCAUCUUACUCUUGUGCCCAAUGCCAAAUAUUUCUCCACAAAUCAUGUGCUGAGCUACCCCAAAAGUACUCAAGUCAUCCAGAACACACCUUCACACUAGUACCACCACCAUUUGAGGAAGGCUUGUCUGCCUGCAAUUUUUGUAAGAAACCCAUAACCAGCUAUGCCUACAGUUGUACGUGUGAAGUCAUCCUUGAUGUCCAGUGUGCUUUUGGAGUACCAAUUAUGAAACACAAACAUCAUAAACACCAUUUCUUUUGCUCGCGUUUUGGAUUCAUCGAGUGCAGAGCAUGUGGUGAGCCUAUUAACAGUGAAUUAGGCCCCAGCUUCAAUUGUGGACAAGUUGGAUGUGUUUCAUCUAUCCAUGCUGAAUGUGCUUUAUUACCUUAUACCAUUGCACAUAGAAUACACAGGAGGCACUCUCUUGAGCUCAUUAGUGAUCUUAAUAUUUCAGAAGAGUUCUAUUGUGAUGUUUGUGAAACUGAGGUGAACCCUAAACUCUGGGCUUACCAUUGUUACAGUUGCGAUGCUAGUGAUCAUGUGGAUUGUGUAAUUUCAAGGAAACGCAUUUUACAAGACGUGUCGGAUGCAAGCGCGUAGAAGAUUUUAAGUUUUGAGCAUAUGGUUUUGGUGGAUCAUUUGGUUGACAAAUUAAAGAUUAGGUGCAUUAAGCAGCCAAGAACAGGAUGAUGACUUCAGUUCCCUGUUGUGAUUUUCAAAGCACCAAAAUAGUUGGCUCGUGGUAUUUGUUAUAUAUUUGUGGACCGAUUUUAAAGAAUUUAAUCUUAUUUGUUUUGGAUUGCAACAGCA
This is a messenger RNA of Camellia sinensis, 3364 nucleotides long. RefSeq lists its product as uncharacterized. The record is from RefSeq and is a predicted model, not a curated record. Lineage: Eukaryota; Viridiplantae; Streptophyta; Magnoliopsida; Ericales; Theaceae.